AUGGAGAAGUUGGGUUGCAAGAAGCAAUGGCAUUUGGUUUUUUGGUGCUUAGUACUUGUUCUUCCGUUGUUCUUGAUUGCUGAAUGCUCAGUGACUGAAAGAACCAGAUGGAAUCCGGCGAGCACCAGCGAACAACUGAGAUCGUUUCCUCCGGUCAAACUUCAUGGAAGACAUGAUACUCAUGUGGUGUUGGAUAAUGGCCUCGUGAAACUAACCUUGGGCAACCCGGGCGGUAUGCUCACCAGCAUAGAAUACAAUGGGAUGGAUAACAUAUUGGAACAUCGAAAUAAAGAAACAGACAGAGGGUAUUGGGAUGUUAUUUGGAGUGAGCCCGGAGAGCAUGGCCACGGGAACAUUUUGAGCGGGCUACAUGGGACAAGUUUUCAGGUUAUUGGCGAAGAUGACAAUCAAAUAGAGGUUUCAUUUAGUCGAAGAUGGAAUCCUUCAGACAAUAAUAGUACAGUUCCUCUAAAUUCGGACAAAAGGUACAUAUUGAAGCGUGGAUGCCCUGGUUUUUACACAUAUACGAUAUUGGAGCGCUUAGAAGGUUGGCGUGAUAUUAACCUCCCUGCAGUCAGAUUGGCUUUCAAGCUUCAAGGAAGCAGGUUCCAUUACAUGGCUCUAUCAGACGAUAGGCAAAGAACCAUGGCAUCUCCCGAGGACCGUAGAGCGGGUAAAGUCCUGGGAUACAAAGAAGCUGUUCUAUUACCAGAUUCAGUCAAUCCAGCCAUCAAAGGGGUCGAUGACAAGUACCAAUACUCAUGCGACAAUAAGGAUAAUCGGGUACACGGUUGGAUAAGCUCCGACCCACAAGUAGGGUUUUGGGUGAUCACACCAAGCUAUGAGUAUCGUUCUGCUGGACCUGUAAAGCAAGAACUCACCUCCCAUACUGGUCCAACCUCCCUAGCUGUGUUUAUAAGUGGCCAUUAUUCUGGGAAAGAUUUAAACGUAUUUUUCAGAGAUGGCGAGCCCUGGAAAAAGGUUUUUGGGCCUGUGUUUGUCUAUCUAAAUUCGGGUUCGGGUGGUGAUAACCACCAAACUCUUUGGCAAGAUGCUAAAGAACAGAUGUUGGUCGAAACCCAAAGUUGGCCAUACAAUUUUCCCCUUUCAAAAGAUUUUCCUCAUGCUCAUCAACGGGGUACAGUCAGUGGUCGACUAAUGGUCCGAGACAGGUACAUUAGUAGAGAGCUUAUUCCCGCAAGGUCCGCUUAUGUUGGGCUUGCUCCACCGGGAGAACUAGGAUCAUGGCAGAAAGACACCAAGGGCUAUCAGUUUUGGAAUCAAACUGAUGAUGAGGGGAACUUCCUGAUUAGAGGUGUAAGAGCUGGGAAUUAUAACUUGUAUGCUUGGGUUGAUGGUGUCAUUGGUGAUUACAAAUAUGAAACUGAUAUUCAGAUCACACCAGGAAGUGAAAUCAGACUGGCUGAUCUUGUGUAUCAUCCUCCAAGAAAUGGUCCUACUCUAUGGGAAAUCGGCAUUCCUGAUCGAUCUGCUGCUGAGUUCUUCGUGCCCGACCCAGACCCGAAACUGAAGACCCGACUAUCUCGCAGCAAUUCAGACAAGUUUAGGCAAUAUGGAUUGUGGGCUCGGUACACAGAUUUAUAUCCUGACCAGGAUUUAGUCUACACCAUUGGAUCUAGCAAUUACAAAAAAGACUGGUUCUUUGCUCAUGUGAACAGGAGGGCAAAUGACAUUUAUGAACCGACUACAUGGCAAAUAAUAUUCCAUCUCGGAAACAUUGAAUAUACUGGAACGUAUACACUCCGAAUAGCUUUGGCAUCAGCCAAUGGGGCUCAUGUGAAAGUUUGGAUGAACAGAGACCCGAACACAACACGUCGUCUCUUUUCGACGAGCCUUGUAGGCCGGGACAAUGCGAUUGCAAGGCAUGGGAUUCAUGGAUUAUACUGGCUAUAUAGUGUUGAUAUACCUGCCUCUUAUCUUCAAUCUGGAAGAAACACAAUGUUUCUGCAACAGUCAAGCCCGUCAAGCCCUUUCAGUGGAGUCAUGUAUGACUACCUCCGUUUAGAAGGACCGCCAAGAAGCUCUUGA
Molecule: messenger RNA, 2049 nt
Organism: Ilex paraguariensis (yerba mate)
Lineage: Eukaryota; Viridiplantae; Streptophyta; Magnoliopsida; Aquifoliales; Aquifoliaceae
Source: the annotation of a GenBank genome assembly